This is a messenger RNA of Pieris macdunnoughi, 306 nucleotides long. Lineage: Eukaryota; Metazoa; Arthropoda; Insecta; Lepidoptera; Pieridae. The record is from the annotation of a GenBank genome assembly.
AUGAUGCCUGCUGGCCCGUAUCCGCUCCUUCCUUUGCCCUUCUCGCUGGUGCGAACCUGGAUUCGCCAGAGAUCCGCUGAACUCCAGCAACAACGAUGGUCGCAUGGUGCGGCCUGCAGACAGUCCAAAGUGGCUUUGCCAGCAGUAAACCCGCAACUACUUAACUUAAAUAGAACUAACCUUAAAAUAAUGAUAGGGACAAUAACGGGUCAUUGCCUCCUAAAUAAACAUCUUUUUAUCCUAGGCGCGACAGACAGCCCCUGUGCAGAGGCUGUUUCAGCGCAGAGGAAACAGUCACCCACGUAG